AGGGAUAUCUUAUACUAAUGUAUGUACCAAUAUACUCUUCCAUUUUGGCCAAAACAUUUCCUAUCCAAAUAAUCCUUAGGUUAGCUAAUCUGACAUAACAUCCCUCCUACAGUCAGGCAUACAAGUCGGUGACAAUAACCCUUCGUAAAUUCAGGGCAUUUCCGCCGUGGCGUUUCGCCUUAAUUUAACCUAUUUCCUCUCCAUCUUCCGCUCCAUCUUUUUACAUACGCUACUGGAUUUAGCAGUAUCUACAAAACCCUUUACGAGCGCCUACAAUGCUUAUCCGCUCCCAGAUACCACGUCUCCCGACCCAUCCCGAAGGCGAGAGGCGGGUUGAACGUACUAUACAUAUUCUUCACCCUUAUUACGGUAAUAGGAAUGGUCCGCUGUUGCAUUUCGGCGAUUAUGGUGAAGGGGUUGAUUACGAGCUGGUUAUUUACGCCUGCUGCGUUGUAAUGGAUAAUGCUUGGCCUCUUGAGAUGAUGGGCCAUGAGAGGAUUGAUUCGUGAUACGACGGCGGACUUAUUACUUACGCAUAUUUAUCGCUCUCCAGCACGCCCGAUACUAACCAGGCUAUAGGGCUCCGCGAACAUAGCGAAGUUCUGAGGGAGCCGAUCUACUAUCUUCAUAAUCUUGAAGGCGACGGUAAAGUUGUUCAUUUAUUUAUUUUAUUUUAUUUACUUAUUUUCGUGAUCUAAUGAGUAAGGCAGUGUAUUAUCCGUUUACGCCGGAUUUCGACCAUUGGGUAUUUCCCCACAAUGACAUCCCUCCUCCGUGGCAGUGCGUACAGAUAGGCGAUGUUGAUACAGUACAAACCGAUAUUGCCGCAGCGACCCUUACCCGCGACGAUGAGCGCUGUCGAAUAACUAACUCGAUGACCGCUUUGGAUGCUGCCCAUAUAAUUCCUGCCGCUGAGCUAGCGUGGUUUGACGCCAAUUCGAUGGCCUUGGAUACUGGUUCCGGAUCCGGAUCCGGAUCAAUUGAUAGUAUCUAUAAUCGGAUAGCCCUUCGCAAAGACGUACACCAUUUAUGGGAUAAAACCUGGGAGAUUAUCAUGUUCCCUAGGUUGCUUUAUGGAGAUAGGUGCUCCUUGAUCGUUCACGCGUUCCGAACCCGCCGUUUAAGUAAUUACGAAGUACGGCACCACUACCAUAACCGUCAAUGCCAGGAAUUACGAAAUAUCGAUCGGCGGUUUUUAUUUGCCCGUUUCGCAUGGUCUAUCUUCCGCUCAAGUACUGUCAGACUUCUUGUUGCUGGGUCCAAGGAGCUUAAGCUUUUAGGCGCCGAAACGACUGCGGGGUAUCCUAGAACUAAUGUCAAAGUUGUCAAAUCGGCGGGUCAGCUUCCUAGGUUCACACGAAACACCAACAUACGACCGCCGUCGGGUGCCCGGGCAUCCAAACGGUCUCGAUCUGGACCUGAUGACGCCCGAAAUAUAUAUGAUGCCGAAGAGGAUUAUGACUGUCCCUUUUGGCACUAUAACGAGUAUAACGAGAUUGAGUUUGUCGAUGACUCAGACAACGAAGGGGAUAGCGAAAGGAGUAGCGAGCCUAGGUUUUGGCGUUAUACCGCCGAUAAUAAGAUUGAAUAUCUUGAUACGGAUGAUGACGACAGCCGUGGCCGCAAACGCCGACGGUUUGGGAGCUUCGGAAGCCAGACUCCCCCGGCACUCUCCGAGUCUUUGCUUACUGUUAGUAGCGGGGUUCGCGGCGAUAGCGCUGCAGCGGAUGCUUAUGUUACAAAACCCGAGCGGGAAGACGAUUCAUAAGGUAAUGUUUCUAGCACAGCUUUACCUGAUUAUCAUGUCGUAGUGCGCGAUGCGGGAAACGUAUAAUACCCUAAGUUGACGAAAGGUUAUUGUUACCGACUUAUUCUGGGCAGGAUAAAAAUUACCGGAAUAAGCUCUUUUAUAGAGAAUAGGGCUUUUACGGCUUUUGAUUAGGUGCAAAAGGGAGUUACUAAUCUUUGAAGUUAAGCGUAGUAAGUGCGUUAUGGAUGUUUAUUUUGAGUACUGAACUUUUGCUUAUAGGGUUUGCUUAGCUCACGAGUAGCGCGAGCUUUAUAAAUUUAAGGUUUUUAUUUAUUGCGAAUAAAGUGUCUUUUAUUAAUAGAAAAAUUAUAAAUAAAUUUAAAUAAAUUAAAUGAAUAUAGUAUAUUUUUAUAACAAAA
Daldinia caldariorum is the source of this 2169-nucleotide messenger RNA. RefSeq lists its product as uncharacterized. The record is from RefSeq and is a predicted model, not a curated record. Lineage: Eukaryota; Fungi; Ascomycota; Sordariomycetes; Xylariales; Hypoxylaceae. The transcript has a single exon. Bases 698 to 1768 code for a protein of 356 amino acids.